CGUUGAGGUUGCACGCUCGCACGGGGGCGGGAUUGACAUGUUGGAGGGCGACCGCUACUUCAAGGUGAAGCUCCACGUGGACCCAGGCCUGUGCCCCGUCUGGGCAGAGGGCGGCGGGAGCCUGUUCGACCAGUCCCAGGCGCCGCCCACCCUCGCCAAGCUGUAUAAACAAAGCCUCCUCCUUCGCCAGUCGCGGGGAUAAAGACGGCUAGCCACCUUGCGAUUGAGAGGUGGGAAGCUUCCAGUUUUCUAACGCAGGUGUGCAACUUUGGGGAUGCGAGCCCGCUGUGGAACGCCUCCCGCGCGCAGUGGCGCAUACCGUCCGCAGGUGAGCGUGAGACGCUGAUGGGCUUCGACCGCGGCUGCACACGUGCUGCGGUCGAGGAGUCUGCACCGAGUUUGGAAACAGGGAUCACCAGGUCAUCUCUCACCGGUAACUCGUUAUCCGUGCAGGUUGCGUCGUGCAUCUUGGCGCAGCUGGUGGCUCAAGAAGGUCAGCGACCUGUACCCGACAGUGCACCUCGUCCCCGCACUGGCGUGGCCCCGGCUGCUUGGGCGCAGGGGCCGAUCUUAGGGGGGGUCGACGUCAGCGAUCCCGACUUGGAGCGCCACUUGGUCUUCAAGUGCUUGGGGACCGCCAGCAGAGGAGGAGCUGACGUGAGGCUGGACCUGCGGGCGCCGUUCUGGGCGCAGGCGUGGCCUUGCUCGGGGCUGCAGACCAGUCUAUGGACGUGGUCCAUCGGGCACGGCUUCCAGUGUAAAGAACCUGCGCGCAUCAAUGAGCUCGAGGUGGGCGCCGCCGUCAACGCCGUCAAAUGGCGAGCGAGCGGCGUCGAAGUUCCGAUGCCACUGCCUCAACUUGCUCGGCUCGCAGGUUGGCGUCAAUGUCAUGGCUAAGGGGCGGUUCCGCGCGAAGCGGCCCUGGGGCUAGAUGCGCGGACGCGCCGCCUACCGGCUGGCAUGCGGCGCGUGCCCAAACUGCACAUACGUCGACACCGACAUCAAACCAGUGGACGUGCCCCGUCGCUGGUUCGACGCUGGGUGCCGCGGACACCUCCGCCAGCGUCAGGGCAGCUCGAUUGAGGCGAGCCGUCGACGCGCGUCGGCGGAGGCGAGGGUGAAGCGCGUGCGGGGCCAGCGACAACGGGGCGCCGGACACGGCGCAGGCCGUUGCAAUGAUGGCGUAGUCGAGGCUGGAGGCCAAUCUCAUCCCGUCAGAUCGACGAGCGAGUCUCCGCUUACAUCGAGCACAUGUGGCAUUCCAGCGGCUCGCUGCCCGAAGCAAAUAACACGAUGGCCGCAGUGGUUUACUUUCUGCCGCGUCCUUCAGGCAGGCUAAAGCCGAGCUGGGAGCUCCAGAAGACUUGAUUUAAGCUUGAACCCGACGUGCGUGCUAUGCCUCUCCCGCCGCCCCCAGCAUACGCCCUCGCUGUAGCGCAGUGCUGGUGGGGCCUUCCCCGCGUCGCAGCACUGCUGGCCACCAGAUCUGCGACGUCCCCCCGCUC
Molecule: messenger RNA, 1505 nt
Organism: Prorocentrum cordatum
Lineage: Eukaryota; Dinophyceae; Prorocentrales; Prorocentraceae
Source: the annotation of a GenBank genome assembly